AUGAGUGGAUUACCGCAGUCAAAGCUAGGAACGAAGGCACAUUGGGACUCUAUGUACGAGUUGGAAGUAUCAAACUUCAAAGAAUUUAAAGACGAAGGAGAGAUAUGGUUUGGUGAAGAGUCUGAAGAACGAAUUGUUCAAUGGAUAGAAGAUUACGUUUCAAAUGAUCAAAAGCUAUCGGCAGACCAUGCUUACCGGGUUUUAGAUUUGGGGACGGGAAAUGGUCAUUUAAUUCUUCGUAUUGCUGAAGAGGCAGAUACUUUACUUCCACAGCCUUACGAAUUACUCGGUGUUGACUACAGUGAAAAAGGAGUAGAGCUUGCAAGACAGUUGGCAGAGGCACACGAGUUCCAAAACCAAGUCAAGUUUGAGCAGUAUGAUAUUGUAAAGGACUUGUGGCUCUGUGAUGGAACAUGGGAUCUUAUUCUAGAUAAAGGAACGUUUGAUGCCAUUUCCCUCAGCUCAGAUACCUUGGAUGGAAUCCCUCUCAAUCAAGUAUACGUGGAUCGUAUUCGUGACAUGCUGUCUCCUAGAGGAGUAUUUUUAAUUACUAGUUGUAAUUGGACCUUGGACGAAUUGUCUGAACGAUUCCUCAGUAAGGAAUUUCGCAUCCAUUCAACUGUUCCUGUCCCUGUCUUUGAGUUUCAAGGAAGCAAAGGUAGUUCAACAACAGUCGUCGCCUUUGAACUUGACAAUUAA
Molecule: messenger RNA, 699 nt
Organism: Schizosaccharomyces octosporus yFS286
Lineage: Eukaryota; Fungi; Ascomycota; Schizosaccharomycetes; Schizosaccharomycetales; Schizosaccharomycetaceae
Product: methyltransferase
Exons: 2
Coding region: 1-699 (232 amino acids)
Biological process (GO): peptidyl-lysine monomethylation; peptidyl-lysine dimethylation
Cellular component (GO): cytoplasm
Molecular function (GO): protein-lysine N-methyltransferase activity
Source: RefSeq, a predicted model, not a curated record